UUCAUUCAACUUGGGGCAGAUCGUAGGGUAUAUCUUCUAGAUUUUUUUCUUGUAGUUUAUCUUUAAAAUUUUUCUGAAAUGAAGCUUUUAGUUCUAGUUUGUGUUCUGUCAGUUGCUGUUGCUAAUGGCUUCGUUUUGAAGUUUGAACAAGACGAGACUCAAUGGCAAGCUUGGAAGAAUUUUCACGGUAAAAAGUACACAACAGAUUUAGAAGAAUCGUCAAGGAAGGCAAUCUGGAAAAAUAAUUUGAGAAAAAUCACCCAGCAUAAUUCCGAAGGACACAGCUACACUCUCGCUAUGAACCACCUUGGUGAUCUGACUCAAGAUGAAUUCAGAUACUUCUUUACAGGAAUGAAGUCUCAUUACAGCAACUACACUCAAAGAACUGGCUCUGCUUUCCUUGCUCCAAGUAAUAUUAAACUACCUGAUGAAGUAGAUUGGAGGAAAGAAGGAUAUGUCACUCCAGUCAAGAACCAGGGACAAUGUGGUUCGUGCUGGGCCUUUAGUACCACUGGUUCCCUUGAGGGACAACAUUUCAAGAAGACAGGCAAGCUUGUCUCUCUGAGUGAACAGAACCUUGUUGACUGUUCCACAUCUUAUGGUAACCAUGGAUGCCAGGGAGGUCUGAUGGACAAUGCUUUCCGAUACAUCAAAGCUAAUGGUGGUAUUGAUACUGAGGCCAGCUAUCCUUAUCAGGCAGAGAAUGAGAAGUGCCGAUACAAGAGCUCUGAUGUUGGUGCCAMUGAUACAGGCUUUGUAGAUAUUCCUGAGGGAGAUGAAAACAGCCUCAAAACUGCUGCAGGAACUGUGGGACCCAUCUCUGUCGCCAUUGAUGCUGGACAUAUGUCAUUCCAGUUCUAUCACACUGGUGUCUACAACAACCCGAGUUGCAGCAGCACUCGACUCGAUCAUGGUGUACUUGUUGCUGGCUACGGAACAUACCAAGGAAAAGAUUACUGGCUGGUCAAGAAUUCCUGGGGAGCCAGGUGGGGUAUGGAGGGUUACAUCAUGAUGUCCAGGAACAAGAACAACCAGUGUGGUAUCGCUACCAAAGCCAGUUACCCACUUGUCUAAAUUGAACAAGAAUACACACGCACACACACACACACACACAAGAACUAUAAUUUUCUAUUCAUCUGGUUUGAAGAAUCAUAUUUAUAUUCGUAUGUUAGCUGCACAUAAUUUGAAUAUUCRCAAAAAGAGGACAGUGAGCAGAUAUUGAAUUUUAUAGGAGCAGCUGGUCUGUGAUGACGAAUUGACUUCAAGACUGAACUGUCAUUGCUUGUUAGAUUGUUUUGAAAUCGUAACUUGAAUGACCAUCAUUUUUAUAACAUUAUUUUAUUUUUAAUAUUUUGUUGAAAAGAUUGCUUGUAAUAAAGAUUUCAAGUUUGAAUUUG
Molecule: messenger RNA, 1397 nt
Organism: Actinia tenebrosa (Australian red waratah sea anemone)
Lineage: Eukaryota; Metazoa; Cnidaria; Anthozoa; Actiniaria; Actiniidae
Product: cathepsin L
Biological process (GO): proteolysis
Molecular function (GO): cysteine-type peptidase activity
Source: RefSeq, a predicted model, not a curated record